Molecule: messenger RNA, 5114 nt
Organism: Pongo pygmaeus (Bornean orangutan)
Lineage: Eukaryota; Metazoa; Chordata; Mammalia; Primates; Hominidae
Gene: TOP1MT
Product: DNA topoisomerase I mitochondrial
Exons: 14
Coding region: 20-1735 (571 amino acids)
Biological process (GO): DNA topological change; DNA replication
Cellular component (GO): mitochondrial nucleoid; chromosome
Molecular function (GO): DNA binding; DNA topoisomerase type I (single strand cut, ATP-independent) activity
Source: RefSeq, a predicted model, not a curated record
GGCCCGCCUCCUGCCUGGGAUGUACAGGCCCCGCCAUGACGUCGCCCCUGCUUCCCCAGGCACCACCCCACCAACCCUAUUUGGGGAAAUCUCCCCUUUUUUUUUCCGCUUGUGGUUUCAUCAUUUGUGUAGCUGUGCCUGGGCCUCAACACGGUGGGAGGAGGAGAAGCACGAAGACGGGGUGAAGUGGAGGCAGCUGGAGCACAAGGGCCCGUACUUCGCACCCCCAUACGAGCCCCUUCCCGAUGGAGUGCGUUUCUUCUAUGACGGAAAGCCUGUGAGAUUGAGCGUGGUAGCGGAGGAGGUCGCCACUUUUUAUGGGAGGAUGUUAGAUCAUGAGUACACAACAAAGGAGGUUUUCCGGAAGAACUUCUUCAAUGACUGGCGAAAGGAAAUGACGGUGGAAGAGAGGGAAGUCAUCAAGAGCCUGGACAAGUGUGACUUCACGGAGAUCCACAGAUACUUUGUGGACAAGGCCGCAGCCCGGAAAGUCCUGACCAGGGAGGAGAAGCAGAAGCUAAAAGAAGAGGCAGAAAAACUUCAGCAAGAGUUCGGCUACUGUAUUUUAGAUGGUCACCGAGAAAAAAUAGGCAAUUUCAAGAUUGAGCCGCCUGGCUUGUUCCGUGGCCGUGGAGACCAUCCCAAGAUGGGGAUGUUGAAGCGAAGGAUCAUGCCAGAGGAUGUGGUUAUCAACUGCAGCAGGGACUCGAAGAUCCCCGAGCCGCCGGCGGGGCACCAGUGGAAGGAGGUGCGCUCUGAUAACACUGUCACGUGGCUGGCAGCGUGGACCGAGAGCGUUCAGAACUCCAUCAAGUACAUCAUGCUGAACCCUUGCUCGAAGCUGAAGGGGGAGAAAGCUUGGCAGAAGUUUGAAACAGCUCGACGCCUGCGGGGAUUUGUGGACGAGAUCCGCUCCCAGUACCAGGCUGACUGGAAGUCUCGGGAAAUGAAGACGAGACAGCGGGCGGUGGCCCUGUAUUUCAUCGAUAAGCUGGCGCUGAGAGCAGGAAACGAGAAGGAGGACGGUGAGGUGGCUGACACCGUGGGCUGCUGUUCCCUCCGCGUGGAGCACGUCCAGCUGCACCCAGAGGCCGAUGGCUGCCAACAUGUGGUGGAAUUUGACUUCCUGGGAAAGGACUGCAUCCGCUACUACAACAGAGUGCCAGUGGAGAAGCCUGUGUACAAGAACUUACAGCUCUUUAUGGAGAACAAGGACCCCCGGGACGACCUCUUCGACAGGCUGACCACGACCAGCCUGAACAAGCACCUCCAGGAGCUGAUGGAUGGGCUGACGGCCAAGGUGUUCCGGACCUACAACGCCUCCAUCACUCUGCAGGAGCAGCUGCGGGCCCUGACGCGCGCCGAGGACAGCACAGCAGCUAAGAUCUUAUCCUACAACCGAGCCAACCGAGUCGUGGCCGUUCUCUGCAACCAUCAGCGAGCGACCCCCAGCACGUUCGAGAAGUCGAUGCAGAAUCUCCAGACGAAGAUCCAGGCGAAGAAGGAGCAGGUGGCUGAGGCCAGGGCAGAGCUGAGGAGGGCAAGGGCCGAGCACAAAGUCCAAGGGGAUGGCAAGUCCAGGAGUGUCCUGGAGAAGAAGAGGCGGCUCCUGGAGAAGCUGCAGGAGCAGCUGGCGCAGCUGAGUGUGCAGGCCACGGACAAGGAGGAGAACAAGCAGGUGGCCCUGGGCACAUCCAAGCUCAACUACCUGGACCCCAGGAUCAGCAUUGCCUGAUGCUUUAGGUACUGAUUUUCUCCUCUCUGCCUGGCUGGAACGUCCGUCUGCAUCGGAUGGGCUUCCUUCUGCAUCUGUGACCUCAGAAGGGCUCUCCUUGGGGAUGCAGGACCAGAGCAGCCCUGAGCAACCGAGCACAGCCAAGGAACAGGCCCCAGGGAGGCCAGGACCCGGGUCCUCGCGCCUGCGGCCACAGGAGCACCGUAUCCCUGCGGUUCUGAGCCACCAGGUGUUUGGGUGGCUUAUUACUCAGCAAGUGCUAAUAGAGAAACUGGGUCCCAAAGGGGGGGCUGCUAUAGACUAGAUACUUGUCCCCCACCUCCAGUUCACAUGUUAAAGUCCUCACCCCCAGCAAGAUGGUGUUGGAGGUGGGGCCUUUGGGAGGGGAGCAGGUUUAGAGAAGAUCCUGGGGGACCCUCACGAUGAGAUCGAGCGCCCUCAUGGGAAGAGACACCGGAGCCUCCUCUCCAGGAGCACGCACGGGGACGGCCACGUGAGCAAGAGGCUGCUGUCCGUAAGCUGGGGGUGAUCCCUCACCAGGAACUGGGUCUGUGGCACCUGGAGGCUGGACUCCCAGCCUGCAGAGCUGGGAGAAAGAAAUGUCUGCUGUGAAGCCAGUCGGUCUGUGGAAUUUUGACACAGCAGCCUCAUCUAAGACAGGUGCUGGCAGAACCACCUCAUCUAAGACAAGUGCUGGCAGAACCAACAGCUAAGACGCGGUGCACUGGCUGUGAGUGCAGUCUGGGGCUGGAGGCCAGAAACACGGGGAGGAGACUGUUAGCAGAGGAAACCAUGAUUAGGUAGUAGUGAAAAAAUUGGGUGAAAAAAAAUUGCCUUUGGACGGGCGCUGUGGCCCGUCUCUAAUCCCAGCACUUUGAAAGGCCAAGGUGGGUGGAUCACCUGAGGUCAGGAGUUUGAGACCAGCCUGGCCAACAUGGCAAAACCCUGUCUCUACUAAAAAUACAAAAAUUAGCCGGGCAUGGUGGUGCGUGCCUGUAAUCCCAGCUGCUCAGGAGGCUGAGGCAGGAGAAUCACUUGAACCCGGGAGGCGGAGGCUGCAGUGAGCCGAGAUCGCGCCACUGCACUCCAGCCUGGGAAACAGAACCAGACUCUGUCUCAAAAAAAAAAAAAAAGAAAAAAAAAUUGCCUUCAGUAACUUGGAAAUUAGAAAAUGGAUCCGGCUAAGCAGAGCUCCAGACAGAGUGGCAAAAAUGUCAGCAGAACGCUCCUCGUGGCACUGGUGAGGCCUGUGAGGGUGAAAUGUGUCAAAGGAGGGAUCGUCUAGUCUGCAGGUGGAAUCUGGAGGACAUAGAGCAGGGGCCUGAACUGGCUUGGGAAACAAAACCAUCUCACAUCUUGUCUCUGCAGUCAGCAAAGCAUUUUCUUUUAAAAGUUGUUUUAAAUUUACUUUUUAUUUUUUAGAGGCAAGAUCUCCCUAUAUUGCUCAAGGGAUCCUCCUGCCUCAACACCCUGAUCAGCUGGGACUAUAGGGUGUAUCACCACUGCCCGCAAAAAAUUCAAGUAAUAAGUGGCCUCAGGAUAAAGACAAAAUCAAGGUUGUGGCCAUAUCCAUUGUUAAGGCCCCAGAAAGGUUUACUAUCUUGGGGCUGGGUGUGGUGGCUUGCACCUGUAAUCCCCGUCCUUUGGGAGGCCAAUGUGGGAGGCCACGAGUUCAAGGCUGCUGUGAACUGAUUGUACCACUGCACUCUAGCCUGAAUAACAAAGCAAGACCCUGUCUCUAAAAAAAAAAAAAAAAAAAAAAAAAAAAAUAAAUAAAUAAAAAGAUAGAAGACAGUAUAUAGUACCAAUCCUCUCAGCUAGACAAAAGUGUUUCUAAGACCCUAAAGGAUGUUUUCCCACAACAUGCUAACACAUCAUACAAAACAGAGAAAACACUGACAAAUGUUUAAGUAUAUUUUUUGUCUAGUGAAGAAUAUAAUCUAAGAAACCCACAAGAUUUUGUUUGUUUGUUUUUUUGAGAUGGAGUCUCGCUCUUCUGCCAGGCUAGAGGGCAGUGGCACGAUCUCGGCUCACUGCAACCUCUGCCUCCUGGGUUCAAGUGAUUCUCCUGCCUCAGCCUCCUGAGUAGCGGGGACUACAGGUGCGCACCACCACACCCACCUAAAUUUUGUAAUUUUAGUAGGGACAGGAUUUCACCAUGUUGGCCAGGAUGGUCUCGAUCUCCUGACCUCGUGAUCCACCCACCUCGGCCUCACAAAGUGCUGGGAUACAGGCGUGAGCCACCGCGCCUGGCCCAAAACCCACAAGAUUUUUAAGGGCAUUGUAUCAGUUUAAAUGAACAGAGAUGGAGACGGUUGAAAAUGAAGCCCUUGGGUUCCCGCCUUCUACAGGCAGUAAGCAGCUGAGAAAGCUGCUUAGCCUCAAAUACAGGCUAUCGGACAUCUAAAAACACAGAGGAGAGAGACCAAGGGCAGAGCCAAAAUCUGAGGGAAAAAAAGGAUAAUAAUGUCACUUCCAGGGAAAAUGGGGCCCUAAAAAAGACACAGACUCUGCCCCCUUAAUGAGGUCCCUUGGCAACAUGCUGCUGACUGAGUCACAAAAGUACUACAGACUGGGGUCUGCAGUGAAUGAGCCCCCACCUCUCUCUUUUUCAAACAAGAGAGUUAUUGUGCUUAUCCUGGGCCUGUCUCAAAAUCCUGUGCUGGGGCAGAGGCAGGUAAUUUUUUUCUUUAGUUUAUAGCCUCAAGAGGCAUCUCACACACAUCCAGACCAGAGGAGAAUCAUGAGCUGACGGCCUCUGAGCUGACACAGCAGCAGGAAGAGACCUCUGGGUGGCUUGAGUGGGGGGUGGAGAGCAUAUUUCACUUGUGGAAGGAAAGUAAGUCACUGUGGCUCCAGAGUGGACUGUGGGAAAUAUCGGACGGUCCCAGGACACGCGGCUCUCUCUGCCCAGCCCUGGGGCUCCGUUGUCACGUGGGGAUGCCCCUCACCACUUUUUUUCUAUGAAACCCCAUUUAUAAGAUUCCACUUCUUCCUUUUUUUUUUUUUUAGACGGAAUCUUGCUUUGUCACCAGGCUGGAGUGCAGUGGUAUGAUCUUGGCUCACUGCAACCUCCGCCUCCCGGGUUCCAGCAAUUCUCCUGCCUCAGCCUCCUGAGUAGCGGGGACUACAGACACGCGCCAUCACGCCCAGCUAAUUUUUGUAUUUUUUAGUAGAGGCGGGGUUUCACCAUAUUGGACAGGCUGGUCUCGAACUCCUGACCUCGUGAUCCGCCCACCUCAGCCUCGCAAAGUGCUGGGAUUACAGCACAGUGGCCAGCCCCACUUCUUCCUCUUUCUUGGUUUGCUCCCUUGAUUUGGAGCUCCUCCUUUAGUAGGCUCCUGAAAACAUGUAUUAUGAAAAUGAAUUUUUAAAAGUU